Scaptodrosophila lebanonensis is the source of this 1387-nucleotide messenger RNA. It is a transcript of the gene scf, whose product is annotated as calumenin-B. The record is from RefSeq and is a predicted model, not a curated record. Gene Ontology annotation, cellular component: endoplasmic reticulum. Lineage: Eukaryota; Metazoa; Arthropoda; Insecta; Diptera; Drosophilidae. Gene Ontology annotation, molecular function: calcium ion binding. The transcript is spliced from 2 exons. The coding region runs from base 29 to 1027 and encodes 332 amino acids.
ACUUCUCAUUAGUCUCUGAAUAGUCAAGAUGAAAUGUGCGCACGUCGGAUGGUCGUCGCUUGCGACGCUGUUACUUGUUGCGAUAAGUCUUGUUACUGCCUCCAGCAUACCGGCGGGCGAUGAACUGCCUCCACAUGAUCCGUUGGAGAAAGAUUCUCAUCAUGCCAAGCACUUUGAUUUCGGCGAACACAAUCCGCAGUACGACCACGAAUCGUUUUUGGGCGCUGACGAGGCAAAGAAGUUCGAUGAGCUAUCGCCGGAGGAGAGUAAGCGGCGAUUGGGUCUGAUUGUGGACCGCAUCGACGAGAACAAAGACGGCUUUGUAACUCAGGCAGAGCUGAAGAACUGGAUAAAGUACACCCAACGCCGCUACAUAGACGAGGAUGUUGGCCGCUUGUGGAAGCAGCACAAUCCGGAUAACAACAAAACAAUCAGUUGGGACAGUUAUCGCCAGCAUGUGUAUGGCUUUAUGGAUGACCUUGACAAGGAGGAGUUGGAGAGAGAGGAGCAUGGCUUUUCGUAUAAGACGAUGCUGGCUCGCGAUCGACGUCGGUGGGCCGUCGCAGACACUGACUUGGACGAUAGCUUGACCCGUGAGGAGUUUGCCGCCUUCUUGCAUCCAGAGGACCAUCCAGCAAUGCGCGAUGUGGUGCUCAAGGAGACUACAGAAGACUUGGACAAGGAUAAAGAUGGCAAAAUUUCUGUGGAUGAAUACAUUGGAGACAUGUACAAGCCAUCAGAGCCAGAUGAGGAGGAGCCCGAGUGGGUAUUAAGCGAACGUGAGGCAUUCGCUAAGUUUCGUGACACAGACAAGGACGGCUACCUUAACGAGGAGGAAGUGCGUCAAUGGAUUGUGCCCCCCGAUUUCGAUCAUGCUGAAAGCGAAGCCAAGCAUCUCAUUUUCGAGGCCGAUCAUGACAAUGACGACCAAUUGACCAAGGCGGAAGUUCUCGAAAAGUAUGACGUGUUCGUCGGCUCACAGGCCACGGACUUUGGUGAAGCCUUGGCCCGCCAUGACGAAUUUUAAUUUCCAAGCACUGAAUCUAUCACCUGAUCUAUGAGAUUACCCAUGUUUAGUUUAGUCCAAUAUUCUUAUCUCGAAUGGCCAUUGGGGCAAAUGUGGAAACGAAUAAUGCCAAAUAAUUUGUAACUAAUUAUAAGCAACUUCAAAGUGCAUUAAAAAGAAAUUAGCGUAAAGAUAAUCUUUGUACAUACACACAUAUGGACGUUUCUCACACGACACAAUUAUGUUAGACCUAAAAUAUUGUGAUUUGAUUUUAGUGUCUAAUUGAAGCCCAUAUUGAUUGGCCGAAUGAUUGUGUAUAUGAAUGUACAUACACGUCAGCAUGAAUAAAAUGGACGUGUGGUCCAGACUGUGCCUAAGAUA